UCAGCCAUUUUGAGAGAUAUCACUGGAAGUGUUCUCAGUUUUAUCGUCCAAUUUUUAUAUGACUCGAAAAGUGUGUACGACUUGAAGAGGUGCAGAAAACUAUGAAUGCUACUACGACAGUGCCUGUUGCCUGCUUGCCCUCCGGGCUGCCAACAGUGGUGAUGGGAGAUGGAACAAGAUGUCUGGUAGACAACAACACUAUCUGGAUACCAGCUGGUAAUCCUGUUAACCUCUCCCUAGGUCCUGGUUACCUACAGCCAAGACUCCUGCAGCCUGGAGUUCAGCCAUCUGUGACUGGUAUCCCCCUGCCUCCCGCAGUCCAGCCACCACCUUGCAGUAGACGUAGGGAGAUGAUGCCUGUCAGCCUGCCCAGUUCAGAGAUGGACCUACAGCUGAUGAGACCAGAGGUAAAGUACGGUUUUGGGCUCCCGGUUUUGAUCAUUAAAUAA
This is a messenger RNA of Haliotis rufescens (red abalone), 449 nucleotides long. RefSeq lists its product as uncharacterized. The record is from RefSeq and is a predicted model, not a curated record. The coding region runs from base 102 to 449 and encodes 115 amino acids. Lineage: Eukaryota; Metazoa; Mollusca; Gastropoda; Lepetellida; Haliotidae. The transcript has 2 exons.